This is a messenger RNA of Psilocybe cubensis, 2304 nucleotides long. RefSeq lists its product as uncharacterized. The transcript has a single exon. Bases 1 to 2304 code for a protein of 767 amino acids. Lineage: Eukaryota; Fungi; Basidiomycota; Agaricomycetes; Agaricales; Agrocybaceae. The record is from RefSeq and is a predicted model, not a curated record.
AUGCCAAAUCAGCCGCCCACAGACUCUGUCGUCGCCCGUCGUGGCCGCUCCCGCCAGGUCUCUGACUCCGCCCUUGCCCGACAGGCCUCUGAGGAGCGCCGCAUACACCGCAAGCUCUUUGUCUUCGACGACGACAACGACAACGACAACGACAGCGACAUGCAUACACACGCCCUCCCCAUCGUUGCCCCCAUGCCUAUGCGCGCCGCAUAUGCGCCCCCCUUUAUGCGCUCUGCGUCCCCGUCCCCCCCGAGCUCGGCCUCCAUGUCCCCCGACUACUACGACUCCCCGCCGUCCCCCCCGCUCUCCCUCUCUCUCGAGGACCAGGUCCACGCCGCCUGGGCCGUCGAUGACAUACAUCUCGCCAAGAUCCUGCUGCUGCGCCUCAAGGGCAUCGAGGUCACUUCGGACGACGAUCCGCGCAUCGCAGCGGUGCAGGACGAGGACUUUGACUUUUGCUUCAUGCCACACGGGGCACUGCUGGACGAGCGGGACGAGAAGCGGAUGCGGGAGUUGCAGGCAGAGGAGAUGGCGCGGCUGGAGGAGCGACGGCGGGUGGAGCGGCUGAGGGCGUGCGAGCGCAAAUGGGAGGAGGAGAAGCGUCGGCUGCGGGAUGAACGGGUAGCUGUUCUGCGGCGGAAGGUGAAGAAGAAGCUGGCGGACGAGCACGAGACACGGCGGGCGGCAGAUGAGGAGCGCCGGCGCACAAAGCGGAACAGCAGCCGCAAGAUCGUCUCUUUCCAGCACCCUCAACCCGCUCCCCGCCAGCCCCAGCCCCAGUCCCAGUCCCAGCCCCAUCCCCAGUCCCAGACUCGUACUCCCUUUGUCUACGACUUUCCCAGUCCCACCUCGAGCUGCCCAAGCACUCCGCCCCGCACUCCGCCCCUCGCCGCAAAACAAAUUCAAGCCCCGCCCUCUCUCGACGAGGCGCUUGCCGUCUCCUUUGCCGAUGUCCUCAAGAGCAUGCAGGGCGCCCUCUUCCCACAUGACUAUGAUCUCCGCCGCCGCCGCUCUCCAAGUCCCACCCGCACCCGCACCCGCACCCGCACCCGCAGCCAGCGCAGGAAGGAGCGCCUCCUCGACGCCCUCCUCGUCGAGAUCGAGUACAGCGAGGAGGAGCGCCGCAAGCGCAAGGGUAAGCAGCGCGCCCUCCCCCGCCGCGCACUCUUCCCGCCCUGUCCCGCCUGCAGCAGCAUUGCCCCUUCACCGCCCCCGCUCUCCCCUGCCCUCUCCACCUCCUCCUCGUCCUCCAUUCCGCGCACGUCCUCAUGGCUCUCCUUCCGCAAUUCAUCUGCGUCCUCAUCGACGACCGAUCUCACCACACCAUCCUCGUCCCCCCUCUCCUCAACGAAAUCGAACUGGUUUAACUCGCCUAGACCCAAGUCGUGGCUGGCGGACCACCAGUCGCUGCGUCACUCGUGUCGGCCCCAUUCGCUAACACCGGUGUUACCCGCAGACUCGCCGCUGCCCAUCGAACUACCCAGUGCCCCCAAACCGGCACCCAUCUCCCAUCUAGGCCGCCAGCGGAGUACCAGCGCCGUGCGCGCUACCCAGGAUGGGGCAGGCACGCUGGUCCGGCGGAUGUCCAAGUUUGUGGAGCUUGCAAAGGGCUUCCAGAAUGCAUACGUGACGACGGCGCUGUUUAGUGUGGCGGCUUCGUACGAUAAUUUUGAAGACCGAAACGUCGAUGGGCCGGGCAAGACUGUGGUAUCUGACGAUCGUGCACCACCGCAGAGCCGUCCUAAACUUAGACCGGCAGGUUAUCGCGUGUCCUCCACGGAUGUCGCCAUCUUCCUCGACCCAACACCCCUCAUGCUCAACUCCUCCCAGAUAGCCAACGAUAUAGCCAAGUCUGCCUCUACUCCCCGCUACAUUCCCCUCACAUCUCCCUUUCCUUCCAAUGGCUCUCCCCGCACAGUCCUCCCUGACCCCCUCCCCUACCGUCUCUACUUCAAGCCCGUCCCUGCCCCUACUCGCUCCCCUUUCCGCUUCAAUGCACUCUCCGAGCUCCACACCAUGUAUCCCUCCUCCGAUUACUCGGCCUCGGCUAACCGCAUCCCCGGCCAGGUCAGCUGGCGCAUACGCAGCGUCGGCAACCCCGUCCACCUCAGACUCAAGGCGCUUCACAACAUCAUGUGGAAGCGCGGCGUCCAGUGGGAGGGCAUUGCCAGGGAGACGGCGCUCGGUGGAGGCAGAGAGCGUGUGGUCGGCGUGGCGUAUGAGGGCAUUGGACGCAGCUUGCUUACCCGUUCUGCGUCGUCUGUACCUGUGUCGCUGGCACCGUCAUCGUCGUCAGAAGCAUAA